AUGAUCCAUGUGCCUGUGGUCCUGCUCAGCGUCGUGAGUUUGGUGAGAGCUGGCCCGGAUUGGUUGGAAUCGGAGCAACAAAAUCUCCUCCAGCUGGCACAGAACCACUCAACCCCGAAGUCUGGAUCUGCACAGGACAUCAUCGACAAGCACUUCGCUGGCAUUCCUGCAGGCGGAGGCUAUGUGCGCUCCAACCUCAUCAGCCAGGAUGAAACAGAAGACCCGGGUCGGAGUUUCAAGACCGCAGCCUGGGCAUGCUCGUCCAUCGAUUUUACAAGCUUCCGUGGCACCGGGGUGGACAAAGGGGUGGGGGUGAAGCUGAUUAUGGACAAUCUGGACCCCACAUGCCGAGCUUUCUGGGCAGCGAUGAAUGCUCACCUGGAGCUCCAACAGUUGGGAUUCGAUCCGGUCUUCAAGCGUAUGGCCGUCGUGAACUGGUAUGCGAACAGGCCUGGUCAUUUCCCUUCGUGGGGAAGCGGCGACGGCGUCACCGUGAAGUACUCCGGCGGGAAGUUUGAGAGCGUGACCAUCAAUGACCCGAAUGCAGUCUCUGGCUACGCUUUCUGCGACAUCAUGUACACAAUCCUUCGUCAGAACUUCGACCAAGCGGGCCGCGGACAGUGUUCACCAACGGCAGUUUUGACAGCUAAGGCAAGCACCAACCCGGCCGGUGCGAUGAAGAUGGGUCUUGAAUUGUUCUGGACGGGCACCAUCAAUGGAACCCCGAAAAACGAGGGGUGUCCGUUUAUCUAUUCAGACACGCCGCCUGGGGUGAUUCCAUUUGCAGAGAAUCAACCAGGUACCGAGGGAUCUGAUGGUCAGCCCUUAUCCAUCGGAUCUGAUGGGUGCUCUGGGAAUUCGGCUGAUUGCCAGGUUGCCGAAGGUAGUCCCUUUACGAACGCAGGCUUACAGGGCAUGUUUGCCAUCCGCAUGAGUGCUCGGAGGGACUUCUUGUCGUCAGGGCGCAGUUGCGCUGAAGAUGAUCAUCAUGCAUAUGUGAGUUAUCCUGGAAUGGGACCCCGCUUUCGGAAGCUUGCAGAUGGUUUCUACCCGGACCAGAUCGCCAGUGUGAUGAAUGCUGCCUUCGGAAGAUGGUUCAACAUCCGUACUGAGUAUGUCGAAGCAAACCGACCCUCGGAGAAGGCGGCCCUCAACAAGAUAUGUUCGUCGAAAGGAGGAGCCGUUGUCUUAAUUCCCUCCACUCUUUUGUCGGCCGUUUUAUGGGACGAACGUGGAGGUGGAAUUGGCAUGACCGAAGAGAAUCCAUGGCGCCAAGAUGGUGCCACAUACCAGUGUGGCGAUUACAUCAAUGACGAGGAAAAUUUCAACAACGAUCCGGACCACUCGGUCUACAUCGACAAAUGUACUGGAGAUGUGGUGUCGAUGUGGUCAUGGACGGGCCGAUUCUACUUCACUCGGAAAGCUUUGCUUUUUUGGGGGGGCGGGGGCUGUCACGAGAGAUGGCUUGCUAUUUAUGACUUCCAUCUGGUACCAGGACCCGAAGAAACGCUCGCUUAA
Molecule: messenger RNA, 1518 nt
Organism: Symbiodinium sp. CCMP2592
Lineage: Eukaryota; Dinophyceae; Suessiales; Symbiodiniaceae
Source: the annotation of a GenBank genome assembly